Molecule: messenger RNA, 858 nt
Organism: Polyodon spathula (Mississippi paddlefish)
Lineage: Eukaryota; Metazoa; Chordata; Actinopteri; Acipenseriformes; Polyodontidae
Product: prominin-2-like
Exons: 4
Coding region: 223-858 (211 amino acids)
Cellular component (GO): microvillus; apical plasma membrane; cilium
Molecular function (GO): cholesterol binding
Source: RefSeq, a predicted model, not a curated record
GAAGCUGUCGUUCGGAUAACUGCAGAGAUUCCGUUGAGUCACAGCUUAGCACGUUUAUUGUUCGUAGUAUCUAUUGUAUUAUUAUUACGGUCUUAUCAGUUUAAGUUGCUAGGAAGACGUUACCAAUUUUUUUUUUUAUAGUUGGGGUUAGUUUUUAUCUUAUCUCAGUCAUUAUUAUAUUAUUAUUAUUAUUAUUAUUAUUAUUAUUUUAUUAUUAUUAUUAUGAUUAUUAUGCCUGUCCGGAGGUGGCUGUUGCUGCUCCCGCUGGUUCUUCUCUUACCUGCCGGAGUUCGGACCGACUUGGCUUGCCCGGCCGCCCCGCUAAACGCGCUCAACUUCACCGAGAUACAGCAGCAACCUGUCGGCAGGGUGACAGGUGACGCCGGGUCGUUAGCUCUCCUGUACCGCUUCGUGAAGUCGUUCCUAGGCUGCGUGCAGCCCAACCCCUUUCCCGAAGAACCCCUACGGAAACUGCUGGCUAACGAGGGUGUCGACCUCACAAAGGUGGCUCGUUACGAAGCUGGUUACAUCGUGUGUGCUCUGCUCGGCCUGCUCUUCCUCUUCCUCGUGCCCCUGGUGGGCGCGGUCUUCGCGUGCUGUCGCUGCUGCGGACGGUGUGGGGGCAGGGCCAGCAAGGACAGCCAGACUCUGCGUUGCCAGCGCAAUGCCAUGAUCACCUUCCUCACCAUGACAACCAUCUUCAUCCUUGCAGGGAUGGUUCUGGCUUUCACUGCUAACGAGAAGGUGACGAAGGCAGUGGAGCCCUCUCUCGCGUCACUGAACUCAACUCUGGAGGAUCUCAAGAACUUCAUUAACUCCCUGCCUCAGGUCAGUGUCAUGGCGGGCUCCUUCCACUAG